UAGUUUGCAUUCUUUCCACGAGCUCCAAGCAACCAGUACAACAACACCAACCAUAAGAUUCUUUAAAAUCUUUACCACUUAUGAUCACUUGAUCAGCAUGUGAGUAGAGUGGUCAAUGGUCAUACACAAUAUUAGGAUUUCUAGGAGGCAUAUACUUCAAUCUGUAGCACAUCUGUCAGGAACUGAGACUGAAAACCAGUUCCUUUUGUUUCCUAACUGAUUAAAAGACUAUGGUCUUGAUGGCAUUCGGUGUCUUUGCAGCUGGAUUGAAGAUUUUGGAAGAUCUGACAAAGAAUUCUGUUCUAAAACAGCAACAGGUAUUGGAGGAAAUACUCACCAGGAAUGUGAAUUCACUCUCAAGCAGUUCAGGAAGGAAGAAAAAGUUAGUCCCUUCUAUUGCUAAGUAUAUUGACAAGAAGUUGUCUUCGGCCCACCUGAUGAGUUUAGUGAUGAUGAAGCAUUUAGAUGGAUUGACCCAAGGAAAAUGGAUGUACCUUUUCUUCACUAAACUAGAUAUUAAAACUCCUUCGAGGCUGAUGCCAAGAACAUUCCUAACAAGCUUAAUUAAGGCAGCUCAACAGAAGAAUUCUUCUGAGAGCAAAAUUUACGCUAGCCUUAUUGAGACCGUCCUCUGCUUAGACUCCAAGCAGAGCUUGUAUUGCCAAUUAUUCUGUGGUCUAGUACAACAGGAUUAUGUCAUUGUUGUUGGCUCAAGUUUUGCAUCUACUUUCCUUAAGGCCAUUAGUUUCCUAGAAGAUCAUUGCGAAGAGUUGUGCUCAAACAAAAAAACAGGUCAUUUAAGUGACUGGAUCACUGAUCUCGGUUGCAGAAAUCAAGUGUCAUUGAUUAUCAGCACACCUAAUCUAGAAUUGGCUGAUCUGCUAGAACAAGCAUGCAGUUCUAAAUCAUGGGAAGGGAUAGUUGAGGAACUCUGGCCUAGAGCAAAAUACACUGAUACCGUAGUUACAGGUUCCAAGGUACAAUAUAUCCCAUCACUUGAAUUCUACGGAGGAGGUCUCCCUUUGAUUUCACAGCUUUAUGCUUCUUCUGAAUAUUACUUUGGGAUCAAUUAAAAUCCUUUAGGUCAUCCUUUCUAUAUCUCUUAUACUCUGUUCCUAAACAUGGCCUAUUAUGAGUUCCUACCUGUGAAUACAAGCCAUGGGGGAGUUUCCAAUCAGGAUUCCAUAGAAAAGGAGAAAAUUGUUUAUCUUGCACACGUGAAGGUUGGUCAAUAUUAUGAAAUUGUUAAUUUGUUACCACUACUAUUGCAGGUAGGCUAGGUUCUUCUUUGUUCUUUUUUUCCCUCUAAUUUCUGAAAAAUUUGUCCUUUCUGUAAGAAAAUUGUAAAUUUUCU
This is a messenger RNA of Rubroshorea leprosula, 1354 nucleotides long. The record is from the annotation of a GenBank genome assembly. Lineage: Eukaryota; Viridiplantae; Streptophyta; Magnoliopsida; Malvales; Dipterocarpaceae.